This is a messenger RNA of Oppiella nova, 732 nucleotides long. Lineage: Eukaryota; Metazoa; Arthropoda; Arachnida; Sarcoptiformes; Oppiidae. The record is from the annotation of a GenBank genome assembly.
AUGUCUGACAUAAUUGGAUCCAAUGAGAUGGUGUUGUUGUCGAUCACCACAAAUAUGAACUCAUUUGCGACGGAAAGGAGAUAUCCAUCAAAUAUAUUGAUAUCCGAUCUGAAGGCUAAACUCGAGUUAAUUACCGGCGCCUCCAAUGAGACCAUGGAUUUGCAACUAUUGGACACUAACCACGAAUUGGUCACCAAAUUGGAUGACAACGGGAGACGACUCGAGAGUUAUUUGAGUGAUAAUCAAAGUAAAGUGAAUAUUCAUGUGAUGGACACCAAUACAAGAGUCGGUGAAUUCGAGGACUUAAGUGGUGUCGAGAAGUUUGAAUUACCGCAAGAAGACUACCAAAAGAGGUCGGACUCUGUGUUGGCGUUUAAGAUGGCGAACAAAUUGGGACGAUUCGGACAAACAGGACAAACAGCCGGUGCGGGCGACCAGUCGGGCGAUGGUCUGCUCGAGUGUGACAUAAAUGUGGGCCAAAGAUGUGAGGUGUGUGUGAAGGGUGCGGCCAAACGGCGGGCGACCGUCGAGUUUGUCGGCAACACUCACUUCAAGACCGGGAUCUGGAUUGGAGUCAAAUAUGACGAGCCUUUGGGCAAAAACGAUGGUUCAGUGGACGGGCGCCGCUAUUUCCAGUGUCCGCCCAAAUACGGCGGCUUUGUUCGGCCCAUUGACUGCAUUAUCGGUGACUUCCCGGAGAUUGGCUGCGACUCCGACGAUGACGUCCUGUAG